CGGAGCUGCGUGGACCUGCAGGGUGCAGCGCUUGGGCCGGGGCUUGCGCCCGGCGGAGCGAGCCAUGAGUUCCUACCUGGAGUACGUGUCGUGUGCCGGCGGUGGCAGCGGAGGUGUAGGCGGCGACGUGCUCGGCUUCGCACCCAAGUUCUGCCGCGCCGACGCUCGCCCCGUGGCCCUGCAGCCCGCCUUCCCCCUGGGCAGCGGCGACGGCGCCUUCGUGAGCUGCCUGCCCCUGGCCGCCGCCCGGCCCGCGCCGUCGCCCCCCGCAGUCCCCGCUCAGCCUCCGGGACCACAGCCCACCGCGCCCCGGUAUGCGCCCUGCACCCUGGAGGGCUCCUACGAGCGGGGCGCAGCACCUGCCUCUGCGUCUGCCACCGACUAUGGCUUCUUAGGGUCCGGGACGGCGUUCGAUUUCCCGGGCGCGCUCGGGAGAGCGGCGGACGACGGCGGGACGCACGUCCACUAUGCCACCUCGGCGGUCUUCUCCGGCGGCGGAUCCUUCCUGCUCAGCGGCCAGGUGGACUUCGCUGCCUUUGGCGAGCCUGGCCCCUUCCCCGCGUGUCUCAAGGAGCCAGCGGACCGCCACCCCGGGCCCUUCCAGACUGCAUCCCCGGCCCCCGGAGCCUGUCCUAAGCCCUCCUCUCCCACCUCCGGCCUCCCGGCCGCCUUCAGCACUUUCGAGUGGAUGAAAGUGAAGAGGAACGCCCCCAGGAAAAGCAAACUCUCCGAAUACGGAGCCGCAAGCCCCUCCAGUGCCAUCCGCACCAAUUUCAGCACCAAGCAAUUAACAGAACUGGAGAAGGAGUUCCAUUUCAAUAAGUACCUAACUAGAGCCCGACGCAUCGAGAUCGCCAACUGCUUGCAGCUCAAUGACACCCAGGUCAAAAUCUGGUUCCAGAACCGUAGGAUGAAACAGAAGAAAAGGGAACGAGAGGGGCUACUGGCUACAGCUCCCUCUGUGGCCUCCCUUCAGCUCCCUGGGUCAGAAACAAGUCCCACUAAAUCUGGCCGGAACCUAGGAAGCCCUUCUCAGGCUCAAGAGCCUUGCUGAGGUCCACUCUUCGAGGACCUUUGGUCUACAGAAGUCACAGACUGCCCCCACCCUUGUAUAGACUCAGGAGUUCAUUUUGGGUGUGGGCAGAAAUUAGUAC
Molecule: messenger RNA, 1154 nt
Organism: Phodopus roborovskii (desert hamster)
Lineage: Eukaryota; Metazoa; Chordata; Mammalia; Rodentia; Cricetidae
Gene: Hoxd1
Product: homeobox D1
Exons: 2
Coding region: 65-1054 (329 amino acids)
Biological process (GO): regulation of transcription by RNA polymerase II
Cellular component (GO): nucleus
Molecular function (GO): DNA-binding transcription factor activity, RNA polymerase II-specific; RNA polymerase II cis-regulatory region sequence-specific DNA binding
Source: RefSeq, a predicted model, not a curated record